AUGUUUUCGGCUGCCCUUACCUUUGAAUCCAAAUGGACGCCUGUCAAGAGGCUCAAUGUCGUCAGAGACAGCAUGCCGGAAGAGGUGGAUGCAAACUUUUUGCGUGCCUUGGUGUGCUUCAACAACGUGAAGUUGCCAGAUGAUGAAGCAUUGCAGCAAGACAAUACAGCCACCUCGGCCAUGCGAGUGAAGCGAUCCUUUGAUUGCCUUUUGUCGAAGUCGGGCACAUCUCCUUUCCAAGUGAAACUUCGCAUGGCUGGCCCGGCUUCGGUUAUCAACUGGAUGUUCCAGGGCCGCACCGGACAAAUCCAUCAAGUGGUCUUGGCCCAGACAGAGCACAUCGGAGAGUGGAGUGUUCUCUGGCAUGUCCCCGUGGAUGCAGCGCCAAGGCUCAAUGUCGUCAGAGACAGCAUGCCGGAAGAGGCACGUAGCUCCACAGCUUGGAUGAACACUUUGCCGGCAUCAUCCGAUGUCGCAGCCACCGAAUUGGACGAAGCCCUUCGGGCAUUCAAGAAAGGGGAAUUUGUGAUGGUCAUGGACAGUGAUGACCGUGAGGAUGAAUGCGAUUUGAUUUUGCCAGCGGAGUCUGUGACUGCUGCACAAAUGGCAUUCGCUAUUCGACAUACGACUGGAAUUGUUUGUGUUGUCGCAGACAAGGACAGGUUAGAGCACUUUGGUUUACAUCCAGCGACUGCAACAAACACGGAUGCGAACGCGACCAAUUUCUACGUUUCGACAGAUUUCCUCCCAGGAACCUCAACUGGAGUAUCGGCAGCUGAUCGGGCGAUCACAGCAAGGGCCUUGUGUGACCUCAAUCACCAGAGUCAGGACUUCUCCAAACCAGGGCAUCUUUUUCCUUUGUGUGCUAGACCUGGUGGAGUUCUUGAACGCCCAGGACACACCGAAUCCACUUUCGACUUCUGCCGCCUGGCUGGCGUAACACCUGUUGGUGUUCUGGCAGAGUUGAUGCACGAUGACGGCACAAUGUACCGCCGCGAUGACAGCCUGGAGUUUGCCAGAGUGCAUAGCAUCCCAAUCGUGACUGUGCAGCAGAUCAUUAAGUACAGACAGCAGAAUGGGAUCAGAGCUCCAGCAUCAGUCUUCGAGGCGGGACUGGCCGUCAAGGGCAGUGCUAGCAGCACUGCUGUGAUGGCAUCCUCUUGCGAUGCAAGGCCAGACUCCAGGUCAAAGCUUUGA
Molecule: messenger RNA, 1197 nt
Organism: Cladocopium goreaui
Lineage: Eukaryota; Dinophyceae; Suessiales; Symbiodiniaceae
Source: the annotation of a GenBank genome assembly